Messenger RNA from Schistosoma intercalatum, 1464 nucleotides. NCBI's taxonomy places the organism in Eukaryota, Metazoa, Platyhelminthes, Trematoda, Strigeidida, Schistosomatidae. The record is from the annotation of a GenBank genome assembly.
CACGGUUAGCCGAUUAUGAGUGUUUAGUUUCUUGUGCUUUCCAUCGGCCAACGCACUGUCCAAAUAAUUGCGAAUGGAAUCAAUCUAAGUACAUUAUGUGUACAUAGGAUUCAAGUGAGACAUGGAACGAUGAAGUAUUUGAGGAUCUUGACCUCUGAAGACUUCCAUUAAUAUUCUGGGUGAUGGACAUAGAUGUGAUUCAACAAAAUACCCUGCAUACUCCUCAAGGAUACUAUUUUGUCAAACCUUCAAAUAUUUUAUUAUUCAUGUAUUUUAAUUUGUGUAACACAAAAUAUGGGAAAUCAUACAGUUAAUGAAGUCACCAACUUUUUUGAACGUGGCAGUGAUGUCGAAGAUGAUAUCAACACUUUAGCAUCUACUAAUACACAUAUUACGGAGAAUAAUCAAUCCGUCUUGGUAUCUUCUACAUCGGACACAUUUUUAGUUCCUCCUUUGCCUCCGCAUAAUCUAGGACAUGAUAAAUCAUUAUCCUCUUCAUCCAUUUCAACACCUAAUGUGGACAAUAUCAACACAAAACGAUAUACUGAUUCUGUGAUGCUUCGAAGUGAUCAUAAAGAGUCUUCUCAGGUAAUCACUUCAGCCAUUGAUGCCCAGGUGAAAUCUAUCAAUGAAAUGUUAUCCUACUUUUCUAAAUUAGUCAAAGCUGAAAAAACUGUUCAACAGGCUCUGUCCGAUUUACUUGAUGAUCAAAUGGGAUCAUCCACUGUUGGCGGUGUUGGUGGUGGUGGCCAGCGUUUGAAUACCACCACUAUGCGUAAUUUAUUUAAAGCAAAUUAUACUCGUGGACGUCGUCGUCGUUUAACCAUGAAUAUCUUGAAUAAAAAUUUAUCUAAUUCAUCUACUGAUAGUGAAUUAAAUAAACUUUUACAAAAUCUUGUCAUUUCAACAAAUCAUCAAGCACGUAUGUAUUCGACACGUGCAUUAUUUCAUAAAUUAAUCACUGCUGGACAAUUAGAUAGUUUAAAUAAUUGUGAACAAUGUUUGAGACGAACUUAUCUAGAAUGUGAAGAAGAAUUGAAAUCACAAGCACGUCAGUAUAUGUUAAGCUUAAAAGCAUAUGAAAAGAAAUAUUUUAAAUAUAUUGGUCAAUUGUCAAAUAUACAAUCAAAAUUAACAAAUUUAUGUGAUAAGCGUUUAAUUAAUAAUCGUAAAGUUAUCGACAGUCUAAUGAAUAAUUUGGAAUAUUCUACUAAAAAAUUGCAUUUAUUACAUAACGAAUAUUGUUUGGCAUUGAUCACUGCCAAUCAUUAUCAACAGUGGCUAUAUACACAUUUACGACCAUGUCUACUUAAAGGUGUUGAACGUACUAUGCAAUUGGCCUCGGAAGUUGUCUGGCAUCUUCUAGUUUUUGGUGGUGAAAAUAUAAAUCAUUUUCAAUCGAAUUGGCUUAAAGAAUUUCAAUCUGAAUUAGAUUUAACAAGCUUAUUAGAACAAAAUGGGUAA